AUGCGCCGAACGGGGACGCCCCACCCCAGCCCCCCACCCUUCCGACUCAGCGGGCAGCCAGAUAAAGCCAAAGGAGCGACCAUCGGAGCCGCUGUCGGAGCAGGACUGGUGCUCCUUGGGGUCCCGGCGGCCGUCUCUGCUCUGGGGUUCAAGGCAGCCGGAGUCGCCGCUGGGUCCGUGGCUGCCAAGAUGAUGUCAGUGGCUGCCAUGGCCAACAACCGAGGGGGGGCUGCCGGCAGCACCGUGGCCGUGCUGCAGUCCAUGGGAGCUGCAGGGUUCUCCCUCGGUGCCAAAAUCGGGCUGACAUCUACCCCGGGGCCGCUCGGCGCGGCAGCCGGUGCCGAGCUGUUCAAGGGCAAGACAACUCCAGGAGACAACCCCGAGUGAAGCCAAGGAGGUGCCUGAGCCCGAGGUUUCUGCCAGGCAGGGUGGCAGGCACUGGGAAGCCCCCGCAGACCCCCGCAGCAACCCAGCCACCCUCUUAGGAGCUGCGGAUCCGCUCGGGCAAUGAGUUGACACCAAUAAACGGGGUUUGCAGGUGGGGGUGUGGUGGUGGUUGUUGCGUGGUCGGGGCACAGGCAUCCCCAAACACCUCAGGAUUCGCAGGGGUCCGGGAACAGACCCGAACUUGCAGCUUUUUCAGCCCUGUGCUGUCUCCCCCAGAAAGCUGGGGCGCUGGCAAGGCUGGGGGUAGGCUGGUUAUGAGCUGUGUUUAAUUCACACUGUGCGUGGUGACAGAUGACAGGCUGGACUGACCCGUGGCAUGUGUCCCACCCUGUGUCCCAAGCGUGGGUGAACAGGGCUCUGCCUGGCAAUCAGCUGGGUUUCGAUUCCUAUAACCUGUGUAAUGAAUUACCCCAAAUAAAUAAGCAACAGAGUUAGUCAACAAGAA
Molecule: messenger RNA, 892 nt
Organism: Tyto alba (common barn owl)
Lineage: Eukaryota; Metazoa; Chordata; Aves; Strigiformes; Tytonidae
Product: interferon alpha-inducible protein 27-like protein 2B
Exons: 5
Coding region: 1-387 (128 amino acids)
Biological process (GO): apoptotic signaling pathway
Cellular component (GO): mitochondrion; membrane
Source: RefSeq, a predicted model, not a curated record